AUGAACCAGGCCUUCUGGAAAACCUACAAAUCCAAAGUGCUACAGACCCUGAGUGGGGAAUCUGAGGAGGACCUGGCAGAGAAGAAGGAGAACCCAACCUUAGUGGAGUCUGAGAGGGCAGAACCCACGGAAGACACCUUCAAUCCCGUGUCACAGCUGGCCCGCCGGGUUCAGGGGGUUGGGGUGAAAGGCUGGCUGACAAUGUCAUCUCUAUUUAACAAAGAAGACGAGGGCAAGCUGCUACCACCAGAGCCCUGUGCUGACCACCCGGCCCUCUCCCGCAGCCCCCUGGCGGCGGCGGCGGCGCCGCGCGGCUCGGGAUUGUGGGACGCGUUGGCCAGCAGGUGGCAGCAGCAGCAGGCCGCGGCGGCGUCCAAGCUGCGCGGCGUGGACCCCACCCCCGAGCCGGACCCCGAACGCGGGGACGAGGCCGCCGAGCGUCCGGAGCCGCAGGAGUCCGACCUCGCGGCCGGCUUCAAGUGGGGCGUCCUCACCCACAAACUGGCCGAGAUGAGGGUGAAGGCCGCGCCCAAGGGCGACUAG
This is a messenger RNA of Cynocephalus volans (Philippine flying lemur), 543 nucleotides long. RefSeq names its product chromosome 8 C1orf232 homolog (gene C8H1orf232). The transcript is spliced from 4 exons. The coding region runs from base 1 to 543 and encodes 180 amino acids. The record is from RefSeq and is a predicted model, not a curated record. NCBI's taxonomy places the organism in Eukaryota, Metazoa, Chordata, Mammalia, Dermoptera, Cynocephalidae.